Messenger RNA from Colletotrichum gloeosporioides, 603 nucleotides. RefSeq lists its product as uncharacterized. NCBI's taxonomy places the organism in Eukaryota, Fungi, Ascomycota, Sordariomycetes, Glomerellales, Glomerellaceae. The coding region runs from base 1 to 603 and encodes 200 amino acids. The transcript is spliced from 2 exons. The record is from RefSeq and is a predicted model, not a curated record.
AUGGAGGUGGUAUUGGUGAAGCGUGGACCAGUCAUUGAACUGAAGACCGGGCUGUUGGUUGUACCAGGGAUGCCGCUCGAGCUGGUUGCGGGUGUACUGCCGGUGAUGGUAUCCAAGCUGCUGACCCCCUGGACACUGCUUGAUGUGCUACUCGAAAAGCUGCUCGCGGCAUUGCUGGAGGCACUGGAAGUGCCAGCAGAGCUCGACGUACCAGUAGAGCUUGAAAUGCCAAUGGUAUCGACGCUGCUUGAAGUACUCAUCGACGUUGCCUGGGUAGAGUUUGAAGACGUGGAGAUGCUCGUGGUCGAGGAUGCUGAUGAUGUUGUGAAUGUGCUUGCUAACCCAGUGCUCGUGGAGUCCGAACUAACGAUCGUGGUACUCGUCAAACUCACAGAUGUUGAUGACGAAAUCUCCGACGUAGAAGAUGUAGUUGCCGAGGUCAUUGUGUUGCUACUUGUCGAAGACACUGUGGUACUUGAAGGGACAGUAGAGCUUGUCGACGUCGGAACCGAGGAGCUUGAUGAGCUAGACGAGGUUGUAGAUAUGACCGAGCUCGUCGAAGUUGUUGACGGAGUAUACGUUGAUAUGGAGGAAGGCCCGUAG